AUGUCUAUUCUCAGCCUUCUUUGCGUCCUGGGUAGCAUCUUCUUGGUCGUCAGUGCAGACUUGGUCGUCGUGGAACACUUGGACCAGCCGCCUGAUGGAUGGACCAAGCUGGGAGCUGCCAACGCCAGUCAACUCAUCCGGCUCUCCAUCGCGUUAGAGUCUCAGGGCCACGACGUGUUUGAGAGAACGCUGCAAGAAGUCUCAGAUCCCACGCACCCACGGUAUGGGCAGUAUCUGUCUCGUGACGAAGCAGUUGCUUUAGUACGGCCCCGGCCGCGCUCCGUUGCCGUUGUGCGCGAGUGGCUGUUGUCGGAAAACGUCACGCAAGGUCAGGUUCAGGAGCGCGGGCUCUUUGUGGACGCCGUCAUGACCAUUGGCACUGCUGAGAAUCUCCUGUCUACCACGUACGGCUUGUUCCAACACGGCAAGCAAAGGGCCAUCGGGGCCCUGGCAUACUCUGUGCCGGCAGAAGUGCGGCCGCACAUCACAUCUAUCCAGCCUACGACAUUCUUUGAGUCUGGAAACUUGUUCAAGAAAUCUCCACGGAUGUCGGGAGUAGGGAUCGCGACGGCUCGCAGACGCAACCCAGGCGUACGAGCAAGGUCGACGGGGCUGCAAGACUGCGAGAAUUACAACACGCCCGAAUGUCUUCGCGGGCUGUAUAAGAUGAGCAAUGACUACACAAAGCCACACAGGUCAUCACUGUUGGGAGUGGCUGGAUUCCAUGGACAAGCAGCGCAGUAUGACGAGCUGGAGAAGUACUUGGACACAUAUGCCCCGUACGCCAAGGGGGCCAACUUUUCCGUCGAGCUCAUCAACAACGGUACCAAUCCCCAGGGCGAGUAUCCCGGGUUCGAGGCCAACAUGGACAUUCAAAUCGCCGUUUCAAUGGCGUUCAGGGUGCCGGUCCGGUUCUACUCCACGGGGGGAGAGGGCCACGAAUUCAUCCCCGACCUGGACGUUUACGACCCCGAGAAGCAACACCUCGAGCCGUGGCUACAGUUUGCCAGCUACUUGCUGGACCUGCCCGACCGCGACUUGCCACAAGUCAUGUCCAUCUCAUACGGCGGCAACGAACAGGCGGUCCCCAAGCCGUACGCGCGCAGAAUCUGCCAAAUGUUCGGACUCCUCACGCUCCGCGGCGUGUCCAUCAUCCUGGCGUCGGGGGACCAGGGACCAGGCGUGUCCUGCCAGUCCAACGACGGCACCAACUCGACCAAGUUUCUGCCAGCGUUCCCGUCAGGAUGCCCCUACCUGACGGUGGUUGGUGCGACGGAGCGAAACGCCCCUGAGAGAGCGAUAAACUUUUCGUCCGGGGGGUUCUCGGAGUACUGGCCCAGACCAGCGUGGCAGGAGGCAGCGGUGUCGCGGUAUCUCGACGCGCACGGAGACAAGUGGAAGGGGUAUUACAACCGGGCUGGCCGUGGCUUUCCGGAUGUAUCUGCUCAGGGGAUCGGAUACCCCUUUUUCAACCACGGCGGAAACGCGAGCGGGGGAGGCACCAGUGCGUCGGCGCCAUUGUUCGCCUCCAUGAUUGCCGUCAUCAAUGAUAGUCGUAUGAAGAGGGGCAAGCCGCCGCUGGGAUUUCUGAAUCCCUGGCUGUAUCUAGGUGCCAGCCGCGCAUUCACAGAAUCGGAUGGCUGCAAGGGCACAAGCUUCAGCGGCGCAAAGGCACCAGUCAUUCCUGGAGCAGGGUGGGAUGCGGUAGAGGGAUGGGAUCCGGUUACCGGGCUGGGUACGCCAUUGUUUGACGAGCUGCAAGAGUUGGCGAUGGGAUAG
Molecule: messenger RNA, 1779 nt
Organism: Metarhizium brunneum ARSEF 3297
Lineage: Eukaryota; Fungi; Ascomycota; Sordariomycetes; Hypocreales; Clavicipitaceae
Source: RefSeq, a predicted model, not a curated record